UGACGAGAAGUACGGUCGAACGCGCCGGUCCAGUCGGCGUCAGUGCAAAUUAAAAAUCUAUACGUGAACGCAUCCGGGGCAGGGAGUAACGACGGUCGGUGACGUCACGCUCUCUCUCUCUCUCUCUCUCUCUCUCUUCGACGAACAUCUCCCGAGAAAGGAUAGCGGCUCAAACCUUCGUCCGGGUCGAACAGCGAGCACCCUGUGGACAUCCUGACGUUCAUCCUGAGAACGCGUAGAGGAGGACAGCUCUCACAACGUCGAUGGCGACGGCAGCGACGGAACGACGCGAACGUAGCGUCGCGUGAAGUUCGCCGCGGACGAAAAGUGCUGCGUCGACGACGUCUGCCACGACGGAGGGCGACAGCGACAGCGACGGCGACGACAGCCAGGGUGCAACAAGCGUCCGAGGGUGUCACGCCGGGCAAACAUGAAUGAGCCAUCCCCGGGGCCAGUUGCGAGGCUCGGCCUGUGCGUCGCUAAUCGUGAAAAGUUCGUCGGGACGGAUGUGCGUCGAAAAGCAAAGGACAUGGCACACCUGUAGAUACGAAAUGCCGGACUAGCGUGCGUGAGAGAGCGAACGGCCGACCAGUAGAGGCAGAAAGGCGAGAGGCAGAGCAAGUAGAGUAAAGAGAGAGAGUAGAGAGCAAGCACGUAGAGAAAGCAAGAGAGAGAGAGAGAGAGAGAGGGCAAGAACGGGAGAGAAAGGAAAAAAAAACGGGAGCACCCCGUCGCUCUCGAGAGAGCUCGCGUGAUCGCAAAACUUGGAGAAUGAGUCACGCUCAACAGCAUGUGCUUGCGAGCGCGAUAGUCCUCGCGCUGAUAGUGGUAUUCGGCAUCCACGUCUUCCUGUUUCCCAUGUACACGUCGAACCCGCCGGCCCGCCACACGAAGAUCUCCGCGUACGAGCAGGCACUCUGUCGCACCACCCUGAAGAACGUCCGGAUACCGCCGGAGUGGCGCAACCCUUGCCCCAAGUACGGCAUCGUGUCGGCGGUGCAAGGCGGUAGGCUGGGCAACCAGAUCUGGGAGUAUGCUUCGGUGUGGGCUACCGCGAGGCGCACCGGUCUGGAGCCGUUCAUGCCGCGUUGCAUCCUCAAGACCUUGGAGGAAUACUUCGACAACCUCAGCAUCCCGCCGCUCAGCUACAUCGGCAGGUGCACGUUGGACGUCGGCCAGGUGGUGAAUUCGUUGGGCCAGUGGAACAGCACGGAGCAAAACAUCAUAAUACCCAGGCAUGCGGCUUACUGGUCUCUCAUACUGGUCUGGUUGGAUGACAUACGACGAGAGUUCACGUUCAAGCCGUGCCUGAGGAUCUACGCGGAGAAGGUGCUGAGACGAGUCGCGGAGAAAUUCAAUCUGUCGGCGCCGACCUACGUCAGCGUACACGUGCGCAGGACCGAUUACGUAGAUUACCUGUGGCAAAAGUUGAAGACGCGGCCCGCGCCCAUAAGCUACUACCUAUCGGCGAUGGAUUACUUCGCCGGCAAGUAUAGCAAUGUGGUCUUCGUAGUGACAAGCGAUAAUAUCGCCUGGUGUAAAUAUAACUUGCGCAGCAAGCGCCACAGAAUCAGUUUCGUGUCGGACAAUGACGGCAAAGGCCCAGGGAAGGACCUGGCGGUAUUGUCCGCAUGUAACCACAGCAUAAUAGAUUAUGGCACCUACGGUUCGUUCGGGGCCAUUUUGGCCGCCGGCGAGACUAUAGUUUACAAUGUAACAACAUACUUUUCUACGCUGAUCGCUGACGUUCUACCCAAUUGGAGGAUAAUGAGUUGAAUGCAGCUCAUCACAGAUAUCCUGAAACGUAAAGUAUCACGAGACAUGAAACGCCUUGCAUCACACCUUGCGCACCUCUUGCGACGCGAUUUUUUCUCUUUGUUAAAUUUGUGACAAAUUACUGUCGGGGGAGGGGGAUCCCAGCUUGUUUUAGCAGAAACAGUUUUCUCAAGACUAUGAUUAGUUUUCUUUGAUAUCGGCAAAGUGACCAAAUUGUUCAUUCGAUAUUUGAAUUAAUUUACAAAUCUUUAACGGAUUACAAAUAUGUGCAAAUAAAAUGGAUAAUUGUUACAUAUUAGUUACUCUUCUGCUAUCUACGCGAAUGUGAUAAUGAUUUGAAAGUGUACCAUGCCUUUUCAUGUCGAGGAAGGAUAUCCUUACUGUUCUCGUUUAUCAUACAAGCAAACAUCUCGCCAAUAACGGAAUAAAAAGUGUGUUGCUACAUCUCGUUUUAUAUGUGUAAUGGCGAAAGUGCAUCACGCACACACACACAUAAACACACAUACACAUUGUCAGAAUGCUUAAAAAUGUUACACAUAUAUCGCUCUUAUUUAAAUUUAGUGUGUGCACACCAACUAUAGGAACCGAUGCACCUGUAAAUGUAGCGCGAGCGAACCUUUCCAGAAACUCGAAGAAAAGGUUUACAAAGAAACAAUGGACCACUAAUAUCUAAAAUUAAAACAGAUGCUUAUUUUUUCUACGACUCUGAGAUACAAACUUGACACGGCCGUAAAAAUUUAAUACGAAAAAAAAAAAGAGAGACGUAUGGAUCGGGGAUUUAUGUACUUUCCAAA
This is a messenger RNA of Harpegnathos saltator (Jerdon's jumping ant), 2570 nucleotides long. Its product is annotated as galactoside 2-alpha-L-fucosyltransferase 3. Lineage: Eukaryota; Metazoa; Arthropoda; Insecta; Hymenoptera; Formicidae. Bases 772 to 1776 code for a protein of 334 amino acids. Gene Ontology annotation, molecular function: galactoside 2-alpha-L-fucosyltransferase activity. The transcript has 3 exons. Gene Ontology annotation, biological process: carbohydrate metabolic process. The record is from RefSeq and is a predicted model, not a curated record. Gene Ontology annotation, cellular component: membrane.